Messenger RNA from Tachysurus fulvidraco (yellow catfish), 2432 nucleotides. Its product is annotated as cytochrome P450 2F2-like. The transcript has 9 exons. The record is from RefSeq and is a predicted model, not a curated record. Gene Ontology annotation, biological process: xenobiotic metabolic process. Bases 32 to 1504 code for a protein of 490 amino acids. Gene Ontology annotation, molecular function: oxidoreductase activity, acting on paired donors, with incorporation or reduction of molecular oxygen, reduced flavin or flavoprotein as one donor, and incorporation of one atom of oxygen; iron ion binding; heme binding. Lineage: Eukaryota; Metazoa; Chordata; Actinopteri; Siluriformes; Bagridae. Gene Ontology annotation, cellular component: intracellular membrane-bounded organelle; cytoplasm.
AGGUGUGUAGAGCAGCAUAGCAGCAGUCAUCAUGCUGGGCUCCUGGAUCCUACUUGUGUUGUGUGUCUGCCUCCUCUACCUCUUCAUCAGUAUCAAGAGGCCCAAGGAUUUCCCUCCUGGACCACGACCCAUCCCUAUAUUUGGGAACUUGUUUCAGUUUAACAUCAAAAAUCCUCUGAAAGACUUUGAGAAGUUUGCUGAGCAAUAUGGAAACGUUUACAGCCUGUAUAUUGGGACGAAACCGGCCAUCGUUUUAACCGGUUUAAAAGCAAUAAGAGAAGCUCUGGUGAACAAGGCUGCAGAUUUUUCAGGACGUCCACACAACAUGAUUAAGGAUGUAACUCAAGGAAAAGGAAUCAUAAUGGCUGAUUACGGUCCUCAGUGGAAGGAGCAUCGGCGCUUUGCUCUCAUGACCUUGAGGAACUUUGGCUUGGGAAAGCAGUCUAUGGAGAAGAGGAUUCUGGGAGAAAUUGAACACCUUGUUGCAAAAUUGGAAAAAUAUGCAGGAAGUUCCUUGUAUCCUCAGACCUUGUUUCAUGAUGCAGCAUCAAAUAUAAUCUACCUGGUUUUGUUUGGCACUCGCUAUGACUACGGUGACGAAAUACUCAAAGUGUACGUUCGGCUGUAUACCGAAAACACAAAGCUUGCGAAUGGAACUUGGGCAAUGAUCUAUGAUGCACUUCCUAUGGUCAGGUCCUUGCCCCUUCCCUUCAAAAAAGCCUUUGACAAUUACAGAACGCUUAAAACCUUGACUUUGAAUAUGAUCAACAAGCACAAGACAUCAAGAGUCCAAGGACAACCAAGAGAUUUUGUCGACUGCUAUCUGGAUGAGCUUGAUAAGAAAGACAGCAAAUCCACAUUCAGUGAAGACCAACUUGUGGUGUAUAUUAUGAAUCUGCAUAUAGCUGGAACUGACACCACAUCCAACACGCUCCUUACGGCGAUUCUUUACCUCAUGGUUCAUCCGGACAUCCAGAAGAGAUGCCAGCAGGAGAUCGAUGAAGUUCUGGGGAAUAAACCACAGCCCUCUUUCGAGGACAGACACAACAUGCCGUACACACAGGCUAUGAUUCAUGAGACUCAGCGCAUCGCCAAUACCGUUCCUCUGAGUGUCUUCCACUGUACCACAAGAGAUACUGAUAUUAUGGGCUACAGCAUCCCAAAGGGAACUAUGAUCAUCCCCAACUUGUCCUCAGUGCUGAGUCAGGAAGGCCAGUGGAAAUUUCCUCAAGAGUUCAACCCAUCAAACUUCCUCAAUGAGCAAGGACAGUUCGAGAAGUCUGAAGCCUUCAUGCCGUUUUCUGCAGGGCCUCGUGUGUGUCUCGGAGAAGGUCUGGCUCGCAUGGAGCUCUUUCUUUUCUUGGUGACUCUCCUGCGCCGCUAUGAGUUCCUUUGGCCUGAAGAUGCAGGAGAACCAGAUUUCACUCCUGUGUUUGGAAUAACACUUACACCCAAACCAUACCGGAUGGAAGUCAGGCUUAGAAAGCAAGCUAGAGAAAUGUAGAACAGUUAAAUGUGAAGAUAUUGAAAAUUUCGUUAUGGCUCAGGAAGAAAUGAGAGUGUUUUGACUUGUUGACUGGUGAAAGUUCUUCUAGUAUCUAGUAUCACAUGGGCGUAUAUCAAUGGUGUAGUCCUCAAAAAAAAAGUGGUAUACUACUACCCCUGCCCACCUCUUAAACCCCCUGUUCCCUGCCAAGCUGCCAAAACAAGAAAAGCAAAAACAACACACAGAAGUCAAUGUUUGCAGUUACAUGACAUUAACAUCCAUGCCUUUAGCAGACAAUUUUAUCCAAAGAAACUCAGUGCAUUUGAGUUACAUACAUUUUAUCAGUAUCUGUGUUCCCUGGGAAUCGAACCUACAACCUUUGCGAUGCUAACAUAUUGCUCUACCAUAAUGCACUCAUACACUUAUAUAAAAACUAUUUUGUCAUUCAAUUAUGCAUUGUUUGUUCAAGUACAGUAUGUUCGGAACAUUUUUUUCUAUAUAUUGUAACAGUUACUAUCUGUUGUUCCUACAACUUGGAUAGGGGACAAGACUUUGUCAGGGGAGUGUAUGGAUAAAUUUAAAGUAAUUAAAUAUUUCAAUAUGUUUAUGCAUUACAGGAUUCCUAAAGCAAAUAUUUUAUAGAUAUAAUUUACAUAUUUCCCCUCUUACAGAUUCAGUGUGGAACCUGCACAAAAUGGUUCCACAUAAAAUGCCUUGGGAUGACAGAAGCGCAAAUACCGAGAGGAUAUAUCCCUUGGUAUUGUGCAUUGUGCAUUGAGCUAAAGCAAGUACAGAGACCACAGAGAUUAACAAUAUCUGUAAUAGCUCUUAUAUAAGCAGCAGGAUUACAUAUGUUUGACAAAAUCUGAUUUACACAUUGAAGUUUCCAUCACAGUGAAAUGUAUAUUGUUUAUAAUGCAAACAAUAAAAAAUAAUCAAAAAGCAA